GAGACAUUUUCAACCCAAAAUAUCUUCAGAAGCAGAACACUACAGCCCCCACACACUCCAUUUUUUGAUUUUUCUUUUUCUCUAUUUCUUAUACACAGACGAGAGAGAAACUUUUCGUCAAACAGAGAGAGACACAAAUAUACACAUGUCGAACCAUGACGAAGACGAGGAAGAGAAGGUUCAGAGCUCUGGUAAAAGGCUAAAAUGCACAAAACCCGAAGAUGAAGAAGGACAAAGCAAGCUUAUAUUUGAGUCAGGAUUUUUCUUUUACCCAACUAUGCCUAAAUCUAUUGUCGUCUGCGAUGCACUCGAGCCCGAUUUUCCUAUCAUUUAUGUCAACAAGGUCUUUGAGAUCUUAACUGGCUAUCGUGCUGACGAGGUCCUCGGUCGUAACUGUCGGUUCUUGCAAUACAGGGAUCCUCGGGCUCAAAGACGACAUCCAUUAGUAGAUCCUGUUGUUGUUUCUGAAGUUAGAAGAUGUCUCAAGGAAGGUGUUGAAUUUCAAGGCGAGCUUCUCAAUUUUCGAAAGGAUGGCACUCCAUUGGUAAACAGGCUAGGACUUGCACCCAUACAUGAUGAUGAUGGGAUUGUCACACAUAUUAUAGGUAUUCAGAUGUUUUCAGAAGCAAAAAUUGAUCUGAACCGUGUGUCUUAUCCAGUUUUCAAAGAGACUUGCAAUCAGCCAUGUGAUCAAUCCGCUAAAUAUUCUCAUUUGAGUGGACAGCCACCAUUUAAUCAGCAUCAAGAAAUAUGUGGGAUACUUCAAUUAUCUGAUGAAGUAUUGGCUCACAACAUUUUAUCACGCUUGACCCCUAGGGAUGUUGCAUCCAUUGGGUCUGUCUGUAGAAGAAUCCGGCAGUUGACAAAAAAUGAGCACCUGAGGAAGAUGGUGUGCCAAAAUGCAUGGGGAAGAGAAGUCACUGGUGCAUUGGAGUUGAUGACUAAGAAGUUAGGCUGGGGGCGUCUGGCUAGAGAACUGACCACUCUUGAGGCUGUAUGCUGGAGGAAACUGACAGUUAGAGGUGCAGUUGAGCCUUCUCGUUGCAAUUUCAGUGCAUGUGCGGCAGGGAAUAGGCUUGUUUUGUUUGGAGGGGAAGGAGUUGAUAUGCAGCCAAUGGAUGAUACAUUUGUUCUUAAUCUUGAUGCUGCAAAUCCAGAGUGGCAGCGGAUAAGUGUAAAAUCAUCUCCACCGGGUCGCUGGGGCCACACUCUCUCCUGCAUCAAUGGUUCUUGGUUGGUGGUAUUUGGAGGGUGUGGAAGGCAGGGGUUGCUCAAUGAUGUUUUUGUCCUGGACUUGGAUGCCAAACAGCCCACGUGGAGGGAAGUUUCUGGUGGAACUCCUCCUCUACCUCGAUCUUGGCACAGCUCUUGCACAAUAGAAGGUUCUAAAUUGGUUGUCUCAGGUGGAUGCACAGAUGCUGGGGUACUUCUGAGUGACACUUACCUAUUGGAUCUCACUACAGACAAGCCAAUGUGGAGAGAGAUUCCGACUUCUUGGGCUCCUCCAUCACGAUUAGGACAUUCACUCUCAGUUUAUGGUCGAACAAAAAUUCUUAUGUUUGGUGGCUUGGCUAAGAGUGGCCACUUGCGACUGAGAUCAGGUGAGGCCUACACCAUUGACUUAGAGGAUGAAAAGCCACAGUGGAGGCAACUAGAUUGUAAUGCAUUCACUGGCGUAGGCAGCCAGAGUCCAGUAGUUCCUCCCCCAAGACUUGAUCAUGUUGCUCUCACCAUGCCUUGCGGGAGGAUUAUAAUCUUUGGUGGUUCAAUUGCCGGGCUGCAUUCUCCUUCUCAGCUUUUCCUGCUGGAUCCUUCUGAGGAGAAACCAUCAUGGAGGAUUCUCAACGUUCCUGGUCAGCCACCUAAAUUUGCUUGGGGCCAUAGCACAUGUGUGGUUGGAGGGACAAGGGUUCUGGUUUUGGGUGGGCACACUGGAGAGGAAUGGAUACUAAACGAAUUGCACGAGUUGUGCUUAGCUAGCAGGCAAGAUUGAGAACCAUUGCUUGACAAUGGGCCCUGCUCACACAAUGAGCAUAUGCAGCUUUAGCUUCUGACGCUGCCAAAAACUUUUCUUUAUGGCUUGUGCCACUUGAGGUUCUUUCUCUAAUUGAUCACUUCUUUUUAUGUUGCUCCAGGCUACGUGUGUUCGUUGUGUUGUUGAUAGUAGUACCACGCCUAUGAAGACCUUAGGUUUCUUUGUUAAUUUUAAUUUUGCACAUGAACAUAGAAUGUGAAUUUGUAUGUUUGGUUUGCCGUUGCUCAUAUUUAUAUAUUGUUAAAUAUAAAGACUAGAAGAUGAGAAAUUUGAUGUAGGUAAUUUGUACAUAUUUAAUGCCUCAUUAGCUAAUUUUGCUA
Messenger RNA from Jatropha curcas, 2355 nucleotides. RefSeq names its product flavin-binding, kelch repeat, f box 1 (gene FKF1). The record is from RefSeq and is a predicted model, not a curated record. Gene Ontology annotation, biological process: response to blue light; circadian rhythm. NCBI's taxonomy places the organism in Eukaryota, Viridiplantae, Streptophyta, Magnoliopsida, Malpighiales, Euphorbiaceae. Gene Ontology annotation, cellular component: cytosol; nucleus; SCF ubiquitin ligase complex. Gene Ontology annotation, molecular function: protein binding.